CCCCUAAGGAUCUUCAGGAUCCUGUGCUUCUGGCUUGCUUGGCCUGAGCCCAAGCAGAGAUAGAAAGAAUUGUCUUGGUAAUGUAUUCCCCCAAUCUCUGGCUGUUCCCUCUUCCCAGUGUCAGGUUCCCUCUGCCAGUCCCAGGUUUGCAAACCCCAGGAGCAGAAGACUGGAGAGAUGGAGUAGGGUCUUCCUACCCUAAAGCCUCUAGUGAAGUACAAAGCAUUGCUACAGGCUGGACAUUUUGCUUAUUUGCUCCUCAUGACAUGGAUUUUCCUUCCUCAGAAUGGUUGAGAGUGCUGAGUUACCUUAAGGCCAAAGGGCAGAGACAGGAGAAUAGGAAACCACAGGGAACUUCUAAUGUUGGGAGUUUCAGCUUUACAGGGGAUAGGUACUGCAACCUCACUAGCAUUCCCACUUGAGGGAAGAAAUAGGAGGGAAAUUCUGAGUGAUCCCUAAAGGUGCACUUCUACAUCCUUGUGCUUGCAGACACCGCACAGUACCUUUGUUUUUUUAAGCACAGCAUUAAUUAAUUAUCACCUAAGGUAUCUUAUGCCUCUGCCUAAUUUAAUUGUUGGAAAUGCAGAAACCUCUCUUGCCAACCAUCUCCAAUUAAUGGCAAAGAGAAGAAUGUUGUGCUCUGUCAUGCCCAGGGACAGAUUAAACAGACUGAGCUGAUGCUUUCUCUUUAACUCUGGUGAAUCAAUAGAGAGAAGGGGAAAUGUGUGAUUUUGCUAAUAAAACAAAUACAAUAAUAAUAAUAAAUAUUUGGUGUCUGCAGUUAGAACAGUUCAGUGCCCUUCACAGAAUAUUAUUGUGUUCUUAGUGAAUAAAUUAAACUCUGCUAGAGUCACCAGGGUGGUCAGCAGUCCUCACAUUACUUGCAUUAUUCAGGUUCAGACCAGUCCUGGUUCUCAGAGAGAAAACGAGAGUUUGCCCUGAUCAGAGAUGAGGUCACUGAUGGGACAAGGUGAGCUUGCUGUUUUAUGCUUUGUAAUUGAUGAGAGAACUUUACCGUUUUUUUUUAAACACCGGUUACCAUGGAGCAGUCCACUGAAAGCAUCCUUAUUUAAAAUGUUUGCUCUUGCAUCCUUCAAAAAACCCUUUGAAGAGACUUGUCCUUGGAUUAUUACAUGAUUUAUGUUUGUACAAAAACAUCUGACUGGAUUUGGGGAAUUCAGACUGAGAUGCAAACAGCCAGCAGUUGGCUGUGAUCUUUUGCAGUGUUUUACUUUAAAAAGGUGUGGUCUUCUGAUAUCGCCUGCUACAAAACUCCACAGGGGGCAUUUUUUCCCCCUCUUGUCAGACAGCUACACCCUUCCGUGAUGCAGUUUAGCUCGUAACCCAUCUGCUUGUGGGCAGUGAUGUAAACAUACCAGCUGCCUCUGAAGAACCACUCUGAAUCCUGCAGGAGGCAGGUCUCUUCCCCGAGCAUCGCUCUCUGCAGCAUAAGUCACUGUCUCGCCAACCACGCUGUGCUGUCCCUAAACCCUCACAUCUACCCAUCCGAGAGUCAGAUCGAGUAAUCCUCUUACAGGUCAAUGAUUUUUGCAGUGUAGCUUCGUUUAAGGGAUUUAAGCUCGAUUCAUAAUGUGCUACCAUUGCGUUGAAAUGGAAAGGCUUGCUUAGAAGGGGCUUGGCUGGCACGAAAGCUUCUCGUUGUGUGUCCCACCAGCACAGAGAGACGGUGGGAAGGAGGAAACCUAACAGCAGUGCCAGCACUGCCCUGAAAAUGAAGGCUCUCCUGUUACUGGUCCUACCUUGGCUAAGUCCUGCAAACUACAUAGACAAUGUGGGCAACCUGCACUUCUUGUACUCCGAGCUAUGUAAAGGAGCAUCCCACUAUGGCCUUACCAAGGAACGGAAGAGGCGUUCCCAGGACUGCUCUCCAGACCACGGCUCCAGCUUAGCAGUAGCUUCCCUGGGCCCUGAGCUCUCAGCAGCUGCGGCCAUCGCCUUAAUGACAGAUGAGCCAGGGCUGGUGAACCCAGCCUUCAGCCCCACCUCAGAGGACAGCCAGCUGGGGAGCAGCCCCGGAGACCUGCACCGCAGCAACCGCAACAGAACUCGACACUUUGAACGUUCCACUAUAAGAAGCAGAUCUUUUAAAAAAAUAAACAAAGCAUUCAGUGUUCUUCGAAGGACAAAAAGUGGAAGUGCUGUUUCCAACCAGACUGACCGAGAAAGGGAGACUGUUGGAAACUCUUCUGCCGGAGAGGAAGGUUUUCCCAGGUUGUAUCACCUGAUUCCAGAUGGGGAAAUUACCUGCAUUAAGAUCAGCCGUACUGAUCCCCAUGAAAAUCUGGCCAUUAGGAUUGUGGGAGGCAGUGAGACCCCUUUGGUUCACAUUAUUAUACAGCACAUUUAUCGAGAUGGGGUAAUUGCCAGAGAUGGAAGAUUGCUGCCUGGAGACAUGAUACUAAAGGUAAAUGGCAUGGACAUCAAAAAUGUGCCUCACAACUACGCCCUGUCAAUCCUGAAGCAGCCCUGCCACGUGCUCCGACUGACGGUGCUCCGGGAGCAGAGGUACCGAUGCCGAAACAGCGGGCUGUCCCUGGACGCUCACUGCAACAGGGAUGACAGCUUCCAUGUUGUGCUAAACAAGAGCAGCCCAGAUGAGCAGCUGGGAAUAAAGCUGGUCCGCAAGGCCGACGAGCCAGGGGUGUUUAUUUUCAACUUGCUGGAAGGUGGCAUGGCUGCCCGCGAUGGACAGCUGCAGGAGAAUGACCGCGUGCUGGCCAUCAAUGGGCACGACCAUCGCUACGGCAGCCCCGAGAGCGCUGCCCAGCUCAUACAGGCCAGCGAGAAGCAGGUUCAUUUCGUGGUGUCGCGGCAGACCAGGCAGCAGACCCCCGACCUCCUGCAGGAGACGGGCUGGACUUACAGCGCUGGCAGCUCCCAGCCCUGUCCCGCCGAGAGAAACACCCCCGGCAAGAGCACCCUUCACACUGUCACCUGUCAUGAGAAGGUGGUGGCUGUCCGGAAAGAUCACACAGAAUCACUGGGAAUGACUGUGGCAGGUGGAGCAUCUAACAGGGAAUGGGAUUUGCCUAUCUAUGUGAUAAGUGUGGAACCUGGAGGAGUGAUCAGCAGAGACAGCAGGAUAAAAACAGGUGACAUCCUCCUGAAUGUGAACGGCAUUGAUCUGACGGGAGUCAGCCGGAGUGAGGCCGUCGCCCUGCUGAAGAACACCAACUCCUCAGUGGUCCUCAAAGCCCUGGAGAUGAGAGCAUGCGAAGCCCAGGAGGAGCAGGGUCACCUGCCAUCUCCUGAGGACACACAGGUGACCUCUGAGAGCAGCGAGUGGUCACCGUCCUGGGUUAUGUGGCUGGGGCUGCCACGGUAUUUGUACAGCUGCAAAGAAAUUGUAUUACGAAGAAAUACAUCUGGAAGUCUUGGCUUCAGCAUUGUAGGAGGUUAUGAAGAACAUACUGGGAACAAACCAUUCUUUAUCAAAUCCAUCGUUGGGGGAACACCAGCAUAUAAUGAUGGUAGAAUUAGAUGUGGUGACAUCCUCCUUGCUGUCAACGGCAGGAGCACAUCAGGAAUGAUGCAUGCCUGCUUGGCAAGGAUGCUCAAAGAACUAAAAGGAAAAAUUACUCUCACAAUUGUGUCCUGGCCUGGCACAUUUUUAUAAAACAAGUCUUCAUGGAGAGUAUGACAAGUAUCUUAACAUGGGGAAAAAAAUUGAAAAAAGGAACAUCAGUCUUUGCUGGGAGGGUCAAGUAUGUAUUUAUAAAGAAAAGGCUUGUGAAAUUUCAACCUGCAUGUCAAGAAAGUUUAGGCAAAGCAGUGACACCCAUCAGAAAAUCACUUCAGAGUGAUCCAAGCUACAGACUUAAGUCCUUCCUUCCCUAUGUUCUUAAGGGUUUUUUGUUGNAUAUAUCUAUUUAAUGCAUUAUAAUAAUAAUUAAAUUUAAGGAGCAACAGCUUCUGCUCACCUACUUUAUUUUGAUUUACAAAAAGAAAAUCUUGAAUAACUUAUGAAAAUAUUUCUUGCAAUUUUUCUAGUUGCAAUAAUCAGGUGAAGGUUUUUAUCCAACACGUUAAUAGCACUUUGAUUAUGUGUCUCUUUUCAUGGUCAGCAUGAAGCUGGUAUUUUCAAGACUUUCAAGUACUGUUUGUUAGUCUGUAAAACUGUGAAUGAAAUUUCUAAAAUAAUUAAAAAUAAUUGUAACUGUGUACUUGUACAGACAUUAUUUUCAUCCAAAACCUAAUUACCUCGUUUCCCUGGUUUGUUCUGAUUAAUACUAUUAAAUCUGGGAUUUUUAUAUAGAAUAUUACUUUCAAGGAAGUACACUGCAUCCUGCUAAUGCCAUCAAGUAAGUCUUUUGAAUAGCUGUAAUAUUUUUGUGGGACUGCCUUAUCAAUCACACUUGAUACUGUUCUGAAUUAAGUAAAUCUGAAAGUGAUGAUGGUCUU
Messenger RNA from Sturnus vulgaris (Common starling), 4422 nucleotides. RefSeq names its product ligand of numb-protein X 1 (gene LNX1). The record is from RefSeq and is a predicted model, not a curated record. Gene Ontology annotation, biological process: ubiquitin-dependent protein catabolic process. NCBI's taxonomy places the organism in Eukaryota, Metazoa, Chordata, Aves, Passeriformes, Sturnidae. Gene Ontology annotation, molecular function: ubiquitin-protein transferase activity; protein binding; metal ion binding. Gene Ontology annotation, cellular component: cytoplasm.